GUUAAAGGAACAGUUUUUAUGACAGAUGCCAAUGGUGCACUUGUUGAUAUUACAGCUAAAUCCUCAGCAUACCUUCCCCUCCAAGAAGCCUGUAUUCACAGAAUUAAGCAUGUGUCUGAGGCUGGCAUAUUUCCUGGAUUAACAGAAGAGUUUGUUGUUGUUGGUGAGAAUGCUGCAGAUGAUAGUUUGAUCCUGAGCUUGAGAUCCAUUCAGUAUGACCUUGCCUGGGAGCGUUGUAGGCAACUUCAAGCUGAAGAUGUUGUUGUAAAGGGUAAGGUUGUUGGCGGAAAUAAAGGAGGUGUGGUGGCUAUUGUCGAAGGCCUUCGUGGUUUUGUACCCUUCUCACAGAUAUCCACGAAAGCAACAGCAGAAGAACUUAUUGAUAAGGAGCUCCCUCUGAAAUUUGUGGAGAUAGAUGAGGAACAGUCUAGAUUAGUCCUCAGCAAUCGGAAGGCAAUUGCAGAUAAUCAAGCUCAGCUUGGAAUUGGAUCAGUGGUCCUGGGGACUGUUCAGAGCCUGAAGCCAUACGGUGCAUUCAUUGAUAUUGGCGGAAUUAAUGGGCUUCUCCAUGUUAGCCAGAUCAGUCAUGACCGUGUCUCUGACAUUUCCACUGUUCUCCAACCUGGUGACACCCUUAAGGUGAUGAUUUUGAGCCAUGAUCGUGAAAGAGGUAGAGUGAGCCUAUCCACGAAGAAGCUUGAACCAACACCUGGUGAUAUGAUCCGGAAUCCCAAGCUAGUUUUUGAGAAGGCUGAUGAAAUGGCACAAACCUUCAGGCAGAGGAUAGCUCAAGCUGAGGCAAUGGCUCGAGCUGACAUGCUGAGGUUCCAACCUGAG
Messenger RNA from Phalaenopsis equestris, 837 nucleotides. RefSeq names its product 30S ribosomal protein S1, chloroplastic-like. NCBI's taxonomy places the organism in Eukaryota, Viridiplantae, Streptophyta, Magnoliopsida, Asparagales, Orchidaceae. Gene Ontology annotation, biological process: translation. Gene Ontology annotation, cellular component: chloroplast stroma. Gene Ontology annotation, molecular function: mRNA binding; structural constituent of ribosome. The record is from RefSeq and is a predicted model, not a curated record.